CAUAGCCUGACAGCCUAACAACUACUAGGUAGCACUGGAGGUACUAUUAGGUAUCCGUACAACAUUUAAACCCGAUAGCCCAUCUAUACGUACCUAGUAGCAGGUACUUCGGUACGAAUCUUAUCGACCGGAAAAUGCGGCUCAUCUACGAGCGCGAUGGCGAAAUGCUGGAAAUGAAAGAUGCAUUACAGAAGGAUCCGUUGGGAGUACGAGGUCUUUUGGUACAAGCGUGGCUGAUGUGCGAGAAGGCUUUGCCCGACUCAGCAGAUGUUCUGCAAGUAGAACGGUCCUUACAGGAUGCCCUCUCCCAAUUCAGGGGGGGCGACCACAUACCACGAUAUCUGCUCAAGGGGAAGAUCGAGCUUGGUAUCGGCGCCAACAAGGCUGAGCUGCUCCAGUCCUCCCUUCAUGUUGGUGGCCUGCAGGCUUUAAUUGCUGUAUUCUAUGGUACAGCCUACAACGUGACCAGCGGCCGUAGGGCAUUUACCUCUCUGUCCAAGAUAUCGGAAGAGUCAAGAGUCGACCUGUUCAAGAGGGUCAACUCACUUCCCAUAAACACCUCUGUCAUGGCGCUCGCGAAUUUUCUACUGGGUCAGUUGGGCCACGACAUAGUAGGCAUGGCUUGUCUAUUGUACUGCCUCGGUACGAAGGAGCUGCCCAGAUGGACACUCGAAGCUUGCCGGCGCCCCUCAAAGACGUGGGGAGCAGAUGGGGAAAUCUCCGAGCUUGCCCCUGCUCAAAUUACCCCGAUGCUGCAGGAUCAACACUACGAAGAUAUUUUAAACGAACUAGAAGCAGUAGGCCUCAUUAAAUUAACCAGGGAUCUCGUCCGCGUCGAUACCCAGUGGACAGCCUUACUAGACAAGCGACCCGAGGCCCUUGCCUGGAAAGUCCAAUCCGUACGGAUUCUGAGUCAUGUUUUCCCCAAGCACAGAGUCAUCGAUGCUGCCAUGUAUCGGCAAUGCAAGCAUCUUCUACCAAGUCUGGAGCACGCCUUUUCCUAUCUAGACGACUCGCAGGUUAUGACGCAUCUUGUGAGAGGCUCGGGCUUUUACAGUAUCAUGGAAACUUGCCUUGCGUCUUCUUACUUUAGGGAUAGACCCUGGAAAGAGAUAACUCUUGCAUGGGCCGAGUCCCUUCUGCGGGCAUCCCGAGUCGAGUCUGACGAAAGAGCGCUCUGGUCUGCAAGGUUGGCCGUACGCAAAAGGCAGGUAGUUAGGCUGUACUCUGCGAGUAACAUCUCCGCCCAACCGUCUACAUUCCCCCGCUUCGACCCACGAUCGAACGCUCUUGCAGCAGAUCUAGCUAUCGUAAAUGCCCAAGAAUUAAUUCGUCGAGAGGAUUUCGACGCGGCCGAAAAAGAACUGUCUUACUUCAACCCCUGUUUCGGUCGUAAGAUGUCCUCAUUUGAAGAAUCUCAACUGAUAAAGAUCAAUCGGACCUACGGGAUGCUACGUAGGUUUCAAGGCCGGUUCAACGAAGCCUAUGACAUUCUGAGUAGCCUCCCCCACGUGGACAGCCGCGUAAUAUCGCACUUUGCUGCUGUCUUGUCCGAACGAGGCGAAGAUGACAGGGCCAUUGCGAAGCUGGAGCGUUGGCUGCAACUUGGUGCGCAAUCCCCUAAAGCAGCAACACGGGUGCGGCACAUGUUGGCCCAGGUAAACCUUGUACGAACUAUGCGGGUGAUCCUGAAUGGCCAACCACCUAGUACAUCUUCACUUCGCAUCAUACGUAGCAUGUAUCAAGACCUGCGAGAGAGCCCCGAUUUGUUAUGGUGCGACCACAUCUGUACGUGGAUAGGAAUCGCCAUUUGCGACCAUCUUGGCGAUGAGAUUGAACAAGGCAUUCGGGCAUGGCAAGAAGUUCGCCGCCUCACCCGACAGCAAAACCUUCCAAUCGGACAUACCGAUGCCAUCGUAGCGUAUUCAUUAAGCGAGCUAGAGAGGAGACGUGGUGAGCAUGUAGAGUCAGAGAUAUAUGCAUUAAGGGCCAAUAGGCUCAUGGCAACACCCGGUCACAGUUUCAUCCUCGGCACGAACUUAUGGCUUACAAUCCUUUCCGACUUGUUCGGGAAGCAGGGCCAGUCACCAAUCACUACGGACCAUGUCUAGGCCUAUCCAGUCAUACCAUAGGCCAGGUAGAUCGGCUGUGUAAUGGUCAACUGGUUCAAGCCAAGUUCAUGGAAUAGUGUCUUACCAAGUUUUUUUCAGACAGGGCGUUUACACCUAGUCUAUAGACAUAGCAUCGAUAGAAGCUCCAAUACUUCCGCUUUACCAUAAGAGUAUUGAAGUCUUGUGAGGUGUGUGAUCUGAUUUAUUAGCUUUAGGUUUGUUCCCGUCCAUGCGACAAUUUAACCAUAGAACGAGGGUGUAGAAAAUCUACUUAGUAGAGACUAGAAAAUACUAUGUUUUACUUUGCC
Molecule: messenger RNA, 2419 nt
Organism: Annulohypoxylon truncatum
Lineage: Eukaryota; Fungi; Ascomycota; Sordariomycetes; Xylariales; Hypoxylaceae
Exons: 2
Coding region: 135-2111 (658 amino acids)
Source: RefSeq, a predicted model, not a curated record